Schizosaccharomyces octosporus yFS286 is the source of this 1443-nucleotide messenger RNA. RefSeq names its product membrane associated protein Pal1. Gene Ontology annotation, cellular component: cytoplasm. The transcript is spliced from 2 exons. NCBI's taxonomy places the organism in Eukaryota, Fungi, Ascomycota, Schizosaccharomycetes, Schizosaccharomycetales, Schizosaccharomycetaceae. The record is from RefSeq and is a predicted model, not a curated record. The coding region runs from base 133 to 1443 and encodes 436 amino acids.
ACCAUGUAUGGUGAAGUUGACUAGAACAUAUAUCCUAGAAGCGAGAGAAGUUUCAAUAAUACCGUAAUCCAUACGCUCAUUUUCUUGUCCAUCUUUAAGCCAUAAUCAUUUAUUUUCUGGGAGGAGUACGGGAUGAUGGCGACUGAGAAUCCAUUCUUAAGGAAUGCAAAUGUCGGACAAUCGCCCGCUGAAGAGGCGCCUGCCGAUUCAUCAAACAUGGAGACAUACAACAGCAAGAAUCCUUUUUUGUCACCAAAUUUAGUUCGAACUAAUGAUCCUUAUAUGGAGUCUCUAGCAGAUGAUUUGUUUAAUAGUCUACAGAAAAAUCCAGUUCGUUCACCAGUAUCUACCGAAUCCUCUAGUCCCAUAAAAACAAGCCAUGAUUUAUUAGAUUUCCGCUCUAAUUCACCUAUGAGCACAACUCGACCUCUUUCUUCCAUGAGUAAUGACAGACCUCCGUCAUACCGAUUGUCGCGUGCUCGUAGCACUCAUGUAGGAUCCUCUAGUGGUCGCUACCGAUCUCCUUCCAAAACUGACUAUUCUCCAUCUAAUCAAUCCGGUCACUCCCCUGUCAAGGGUAAAAUUCGUCGAUAUAAGACCGUUCGCGAAGGUCGCCGUAACAAAAAUAUUACGAAGGAACCAUUAGAUCAGAUUGAUCGUUUAGAUGUGACCGGGAUAUACGGUUCAGGAAGUUUUCAUCAUGAUGGUCCUUUUGAUGCUUGCCGACCUCAUCGCAACCGCAAUGCAAAAAAAGCCCCAGUGGCUGCUUUUCCAAAAGACAGUAUUGCUAAUUCUAUUCCAAAAAUUGGUAAUAACUUUCAUGACCCGUCUGCCCCAAAGGAUUUCAGUAGAAAGGCUAUUCACGAUAACCUUCGUACGAAAGCUGUUCUUCAAUCUCCUUUUAGUUCUAUGACUUACGAUGAAGAAAAUCCAGUCCCCGGCGGUAACACUGAUGCUCCCGGUUUAACAGAUUCGACUCGUAUCGAAGGUGCCCUUGCCUCUAAAAGUGCGAUAGCUCGUAAUGAAGAAUUACAGGCCAUGGAAAAAGCUGGACUUCACAGAAAGAAUUCUUUAAUGCGGCGACUUAAUUUUGGACGUACUAACAAUCUUUCUCGUUCCUCUACUUUACCCAGUAAUUACCGUUCAAGGUCUGCUCUAGAUGUCCGGAAAUCUCCAGUAGAGUCGCCUCGAGCUUUGAAUCCUAUAUCCAAUGCAGACGAGUAUGAAAGUGAUGACAGUAUUUUCCAGUCACGAAAUGCCGAAAUGAAACCCUCUUCUAAGAAGGCACCUCCUCCACCAAAAAGAAGAAAUGGUGGUUUAAACACUCGUCCUUACCCAGCUCAUACCCAAUCACAAACGUCUCUUCCCUUAACAGCCAAAGAAGAAGCCAAACCCAAAAAAAUGAAUUUGUUCCGAAGACUUUUCAGCAGACGAAAGUCUUAG